Messenger RNA from Aspergillus oryzae RIB40, 1584 nucleotides. RefSeq names its product Zn(II)2Cys6 transcription factor. Gene Ontology annotation, molecular function: zinc ion binding; DNA-binding transcription factor activity, RNA polymerase II-specific. Gene Ontology annotation, biological process: regulation of DNA-templated transcription. The transcript is spliced from 2 exons. The record is from RefSeq and is a predicted model, not a curated record. NCBI's taxonomy places the organism in Eukaryota, Fungi, Ascomycota, Eurotiomycetes, Eurotiales, Aspergillaceae. Bases 1 to 1584 code for a protein of 527 amino acids.
AUGGCCAAGAAACCAAAGAAAUGUACUAGAGUGCGCACGGGCUGUUAUACUUGCAAGAUCCGGCAUGUCAAAUGCGAUGAGGCUCGGCCAGCGUGUGUGAGAUGUACUAGCACCGGACGGAAGUGCGAUGGCUAUCCCCUAGAAUUGCUAAAGGUUGGUGAGCCAAAAGAACGGAGGACAUUGCAACCCGCUUUGGCCGUUCCUCUUUUCACCAAAGCUGGCGAGAGUAUAUCCUUCGAUUACUUUCGUCGGCAUACCGCGGCUCAACUCCUGGGAUGUUUCCAUGCUUCCUCCAAGGAUCUUUUGAUUCUCCAAAUGUGCUAUGCUGAACCCGUCAUCCGAUACGCUGCCAUCUCCCUGGCGGACUUGCAUCGCAGCUUUGCAAACUCAGUUAACCCUAAGGGUCAGUCGAGCAGCAAUACGCAGCAUUCUGCUCUGGUCCAUUAUGCAUCCGCUCUCACACACAUGAAAUCUCUGCUCUGUUCAAAGAUCCAGUCUAUGGACACCUUUCUGACCGCUUGUCUCCUGCUUUCUUCAAUCGAAAUUUUCCAAGGUCGGUACCAAGCCGCUGAUGUACACCUGCGCUGUGCCUUCCAUAUGUCAGAGAUAGCAAAAGGCACGGACAGGGGAGCGGCGACGCAGGACAGUCCCAACACAUCCAUCAUAUCCAAAUACCCUAUGAUCGGUACCUUGAUGCGCAUGCGAUUCCAAUGUGAUUUGUUCCUGGAUGUUGCUUCCACUACUCCCGGCGCUCUUAUUAAACCAGGGCAGCAUUUCUCCAUCGCCCCACCGGACAUUUUCACGUCCUUGGGUGAGGCUCAGGAUAUUCUUUUCAACCAGAUCGAUAGGUUCUUUCGACUCAUCAACCAGAUAGCUCUGGCAAAAAUUGCAACCACGCCCGGUGUGACGUCUUGUGAUGUCGGUGAUCGACGUAAAUACCCGGGAGCCAUGGCGGGGAGCGAGGUCUUUCUUCGAGAGAUGCAAACUGAGGGAGUGUCCGGGUUGGAUCAGUGGGAUCGCGCUUACCAGGCGUUUCGGAGCCGAUAUGCUCAUACGUUUUCAACUCCUGAGCAGCACGCAGCGACGCUCGUCGAGAUUUACCGCGAUGCUUUGCGAAUGCUACUCCAGAUGGACCACUCUCAGGGAGCACUUGCACACGAUCCGUUUGAACGGGGAUUUGGGUUGCUUUUAUCGAGGCUACAGCUGCUUUUAGACGAGUCGCCUCAACCCGCAUGCACUGCUGAGGCGCCACCAGUUUUUACUUUGGAAAUCGGGAUUGUGCCUAUUCUCUAUUUUAUUGCUACAAAUUGUCGAAACUAUGGUACCCGCCACGCCGCGCUUGCUAUCCUGGCAGCGGCACCUCGUAGGGAGGGGACAUGGGAUGGCUCUAUAAUUUAUACUAUCGCCCAGCGCUCUGUGGCCCUCGAGGAGGAGGGUCGAUUGGACGGCGACCAGAGCGCACGAGGUAUCCCUCCAAGCAGUCGUUUGAUAGGAAUGGAAGCUGGGAUUGAUCCGGUCAAGCAGAGUGCUUUCCUCGUGUUACAUCAGCUCGAACAUACUCGCCGUGAGAAGAUUAAAUGGUAA